Notolabrus celidotus (New Zealand spotty) is the source of this 2526-nucleotide messenger RNA. Its product is annotated as retinoblastoma-like protein 2. Gene Ontology annotation, cellular component: chromatin; transcription regulator complex; nucleus. Gene Ontology annotation, molecular function: RNA polymerase II transcription regulatory region sequence-specific DNA binding. The coding region runs from base 881 to 1735 and encodes 284 amino acids. Lineage: Eukaryota; Metazoa; Chordata; Actinopteri; Labriformes; Labridae. The record is from RefSeq and is a predicted model, not a curated record. Gene Ontology annotation, biological process: cell differentiation; negative regulation of G1/S transition of mitotic cell cycle; regulation of transcription by RNA polymerase II. The transcript is spliced from 14 exons.
GAGGCGCGAGAUGUGAAUUCUGCGUCACUCGGUGGAAGGUUGACAACCCGGAAAGGAGGAAGUCCACUUCUACAAAGAGAUUAUUCAGGGGAUUAUUUACUGUAAGAACAAGUUGAAAGCUGUUUAAACCAACUCUGGUCACCAUGAGCGCUGAACCUGAGGGCAACCUGGAAAGGCCAAGUUUUGGCCCGAGUGAUCGCCUGACCGCCAUGUUCAAGGCCUGCUCCAGAGAUCCAGCAGAGGGGAUUCAGACCAGACUGAGACGCAUGCUAAGCGUAUUCUUGCAGCACUACAGAAACAAUGCAGAAAAUGAGAGGACUAACGAGUCAGCAGAUGAGUGCCGUCAUCAAGCUGGGAAUAGGUAUUACAGGAUCCUGGAGAAGAUUGCCAUUCAAGAGAGUAAACGGCUGGGCAUCAGUGACAUGUCGAGCUUCUUGAACCAUGAACUGCAGCAGUCGUGUCUUGUGGCCUGUUGUCUAGAGAUCACUCUAUCAUUGAUCAACCUGCCAUGUGAAAUCCCUCUGAUCUUCCGCCUGGCACCGUACCACUACAUAAAAGUGAUUGAGCCAGUGUUGCGGGCAGAGCAGCUGCUCAGAUUGCACUCAGUCAUCUCGCCCAAGUGGAGGAGGAAAUUCUAGAGAGCUUGGCUUGGACCAGUGACUCACCACUGUGGGAGGAAAUCAGAGCCAAUGAGGGCCGUUUGCCUACCUGCCAACAGGUGACGCCUCCUAACAGACCGAAGGACCCAAAUGGAUCUGAUGUGCAACCUGAAGGAAACCUACCAGAAGCAGUGUCUGCAGACACUGACGAACAGCCUUCCACAUCAGCUGAAAAACCACAGAGAAGCACGUCCCUCACUGUGUUUGCUCGUAAGGUUUACAUGUUGGCGGAAAGGCAUCUGACGAAGCGGUUUCCCACAUUGGGCAUUUCUGAUGAGCUGCGAGUAAAGAUCUGGACCUGUUUCGAGCACUCUCUGGUCAACUUCCCUCACCUAAUGGAAGACCGUCACCUGGACCAGCUGCUCAUGUGUGCCAUCUUCAUCAUAGCCAAGGCCAUCAAUGAGGAGAUACCCUUUAAGCACAUAGUGAGGUGCUACAAGUCUCAGCCACAUAUCAGCAAAAGCGUCUGCAAAGAUGUACUGAUUUCUGGAGGAAGCGAAGAAGACUCCCUCUCCGGAAACAACAAUAAUGAAGACCAAUGUGCUGGUAUUCCAACUCCUGACACACCAUCAGCGCAUUAUCCUGCACCCCGUGAGGAGCAGAGGGGAAACCUUUUUAAAUUUUUCAACAAUGUCUACUCUCCAAGGAUGUCAGACUUUGCCAAUCAGUUUGCUGCACCUGUUGGAGUAGGCAGCCCUCCUUUGACUCCAUAUCCCAUGCAGAACAGAACAACUCUUCGCCAGCUGCACAGGGACUACAACAUCUUCAUUUCACCACUCGACAGAGGAAUGACCCCCCAAGAAACCUCAGGACCCACCUACACCUUCAACUCUGGCAGUUCAGAGCCUCUGCGUGAGAUCAAUGACAUGGGCAGUGGCAGUGUCCCCGUCAGGCGAGCCCGUGUUGCUUUAUCAAUGGAGGGAGAAGAGGGGGAAGAAGGAGAUGAUGGACCUCCAAGGAGGAGGCGUCGUUCAUCCAAUCAGUCAGCCUUGUUCAGGCGACUUAGGGAUGUGGAGAAUGAUCGAGCAGGUCCACAGCCUGACUUGCUCUCAAGCAGAGAGGAGCGUGAAGUCUAGCUCUGUUUCAAAGGUUGUACUAACAUCAGAUGCUUCAAGGAGAGCACAAUGGAGCUUUCUUUUGACUGAAUUCUUCCAAAAAUCAGACUCUCUGUCUAUAGUCCAAGCUGCUUUAAUUGUAAAGAGUUAAAGUGCUGCAACUAUAUUUAUAUGUUAACAGAUCAAGGCCAGCAUUAAUAGGAAUACUGUACAUGUGCAAUAUUUUAUAAGAUACAUACAGCACUUACAGCUUUUGCAAUGUUUACUUAUUGUUGUUACUUUUAGGUUUUAAUCAAUUUAAGAACUUUCUAGUGAAUUAUGUCCUCAGCUUUUUUUGUCCUGCAUCACAUUAAUUUAAGAAUCAAAUAAUUUUGAUAUAAAAACUCCCAUUCAUUAUCACAUCCAAUCUGUCCUUAACAUUGUGACUGCAAGAAUAUUUUUUAAUCAGGGUUUUUGAGCUUCAUCUGAAGACAUAAAGUCAAUUGAACUGAAGUUUAGGGCUUGAAGGAAUCAUGAUCUAGUGUCUAAUCUUCAUUAAUGUGUGUUUGGAAAAAUGAACCAUCAUCAUCAGCUCGGGCUGCGACACGACACAGAACAGAUUCAAUGUUUGAUUCUAAAUCCUUGUGAAAAAGUUCUGAGAUUAAUUGAUUAAUUUGGAUCAUUUGUAAUAAUCCCUCCUAAUUUUAAGUGUUUGCUGUAUGUUUUGUUGAUUGUUACUGUUCUGGUUUUUGUUUUGUUUCUAACUCUGUACAGCAUUCUGAAUUGCUCUUUGUAUGAAUGGUGCUUUAUAGAUAAACUUACCUUGCAUUGCU